UGCCCUGCUUCUGCUCCUGACACCGCUUCACAGCCAGCAUGAAGAUCUCUGUAGCUGUUCUUGCUGUUCUCAUUGCAGUCUUCUGCUAUCAGACCACUGCUGCUCCCGCUGGCACUGACACACCAACCUCCUGCUGUUUCACCUACGUCUCCCGGCAGCUGCCCCGCAGCUUCGUGGCUGACUACUAUGAGACCAACAGCAUGUGCUCCAUGCCAGCCGUUGUGUUCAUCACAAGGAAAGGCCGUGAAGUCUGUGCCAAUCCUGAGAGCCCAUGGGUCCAGGAGUACGUGAACGACCUGGAACUGAACUGAAGAAG
Tinamus guttatus (white-throated tinamou) is the source of this 316-nucleotide messenger RNA. Its product is annotated as C-C motif chemokine 4 homolog. NCBI's taxonomy places the organism in Eukaryota, Metazoa, Chordata, Aves, Tinamiformes, Tinamidae. The record is from RefSeq and is a predicted model, not a curated record. Gene Ontology annotation, cellular component: extracellular region. Gene Ontology annotation, biological process: eosinophil chemotaxis; chemokine-mediated signaling pathway; positive regulation of GTPase activity. Gene Ontology annotation, molecular function: CCR chemokine receptor binding; chemokine activity.